This is a messenger RNA of Rubroshorea leprosula, 1606 nucleotides long. NCBI's taxonomy places the organism in Eukaryota, Viridiplantae, Streptophyta, Magnoliopsida, Malvales, Dipterocarpaceae. The record is from the annotation of a GenBank genome assembly.
UCCAACUAGAUUUCAAUCCGGGCCGAGCCCAAAAUUUAAAUUUACCACGACACCGUAGAUGGAUAUUAUGAAAACCAAAAAAUCCCAAAAUUGAAACAGAAAAAAAAAAAAAAAUCGCAAAUUCCUUCCUCCCAAUCUAUCCCAUCCCUGAAUGGCAUCCAUGGACGAUACCUUCAAGCUCCGAGUCGAGAAGAUCUUCGGAUCGCUCCGAUCUUCGACGUCUACUACACCUCUGGAGCAGCGACCUUCUCUGUGGUCCCUGACGGACGACGAGGUCGAGCGGAGGGAGUGGAGGCGAGACGCCGACACCACUGACCGACACGACAUGCCGUGUUCGUCUUCUUUUGAUGAGUUCUUGAAGGAGGAGCGGAAGCAUAGAAACGAGAAGAAUUGGCGCAAAGAGCUGGAGGAUGAUCUCGAGGAUGUCGAUGAUGAUGGCGAGGGUGGAGAUGUGCGUCGGAAAAACGACGUUGAUGGAGAUGAUUGGAGUAUCAAAUCUUCUAUUGGAUUGGAUAGAACUCUCGACAAUGAGGAAGAAGAAGAUGAAUAUGACAAAGUUGCUUCAGGCAGAGAUUAUGCUGGAAAAGUAUACAUGAGUGAUAUUAAUGAUCAUGGUCUGUAUUUGAAUUCUCAGAAUGUGCUUCAUGGUUCAGCAAAUGAUAAAUCUAAAAGGGAUCCUCGUGCCAAUUAUCUGGCUGCAAGAAUGAGGCUGAAAGAAGAUGAUGCUGACGCACGGAGCUCUCACCACAGUGGUGAUACAGAAAAUAAAGAACCACAGUCAAAAUCAUUUGAUAGAGGUAGCUUAUUGAGGUCUAUACUGAAAAGGAAAGAUGACAAUGCUGGUUUCAAGCCACAAAAGCGUGUUCGGUUUGACCCUUCUUAUGAGAAUGAUUCUGAAGUGGUGUCACAGAAGUUUAAGGAGUUUCCUGCAGGCACCCUCUCAAAGAAUGUUAAAGCACCAGAUGGUGGACUUCCAUUUGCAGAAGAUGCUCCAAAGGUUCCAGAUUAUGUACUAAAUCCUUCUAGGUAUACACGUUACAGCUUGGAUUCAAGUGAAGUUGAUGAUGAAUCAAACACCAAUGCUUGUAUGGACUUUCUUGAGCUUGUUAAAAAGUUAAAACCUAAAGAGUCAGGAUCAGAGCUGGAGGAUGGUCAAAGUGAUCUUCCAAAAGUGACUUUUAUCCCAAAGAAAAAGUCAAUCAAUGUUCAAGCAGGAAAUAACGGUGGUGAGGUCCAAGAGAUGGAAGUUGAAGGUAAGCAGUCCCUACUCCCAUCAGGUCUCCCUCAGGGGAUUGCAGCUGGUGAAGCCCAACAAUGUGAAGAAGGUGAAUUAGAAGAUGAUGGAGCAGGAACAAGUGCCAUUGUCCAAAAACAUGGUCGCAGCUAUCGUCAAAAACCAAGAUCAGAUGAGUCAGACGCUUGAAGUUGAAAGCAGAGACUAUUGUCAGUUGAGUUUGGAUAGUUAAAUCAAAUUGAAAUUUGCCUUAAAAAUCUUGGUUUUGUUUCAAACCAUUUUGUUGAAUUUGAUUUUGUUAUCAGGAUUGUGAGAAUUUCUAAAGGAAAGGUUUAUUUCGUCAAAUAUUAGUUGCAUGGUUUGAUAAUGUGA